AUGAAGUAUCGUACAGAAUAUUCCUAUCCAAAGAUAAACAUACCUGCUUCAACUGCAAACAACCUGGCCACAACGCCUCUCAUGUCCAAAUCCCACAACUUCUCAACCAAUAUAACCUCAACCACCACAAACUAUUCAAAUUAUCAACAAUCAUACGUCAACGCAAAAUAUCAUACAUCCCCCAACUCAUCAGCAACUACCAACCUCGCUAAACCUGCCAGUUCAACAAGAUCAAUAAUCCCUUAUCAUUCCAGUCAAAAAUAUAUCUUUCUGUCACAAUCAGUUAUACCAAUCACGCCAACAACAGGCACAAUCUCACAAGUAUCACAAGAGGCACCAUCCACCUCCACAAUUCACAAUGCUCCAAAUAUAAUAAUACCCGAAAAUCAAUCCACCAUGCGUCCAGUAUCAGAAAUAUUGUCUCCAACCGAUUCUAAUAACUCAGAUAGCUUCGUCAAACCUCACAGCAUGAUAGCCAAGAAACAAAAAUCAAGAAAGGAAAAUAUAGAUAAUUAUGUAAAAUUCUCAAAUAUGGUUAAGAAUUUAAUUGACAACCAUAACCCAGCUUUCUCUUUAAACAGUCAGCAACUGGAACAACUUCUGGAAGAAACACAUGGAAGUAAAGAUGUCUUGAUCACAGCCAAAGAUUAUACGACAGACCCAUCGAUCAGUUUGACCAUCCUAGAAGUGAUUCAUCUUCUUCUAGAAAAAAAAGCUAAAGGACGUUGUACUAGAAUAAAAAGAAACUCGAAUCUGGCAUAA
This is a messenger RNA of Psylliodes chrysocephalus, 762 nucleotides long. Lineage: Eukaryota; Metazoa; Arthropoda; Insecta; Coleoptera; Chrysomelidae. The record is from the annotation of a GenBank genome assembly.